AUGUCUUCUGACCCUCACCGCGGCGGACGUCUCGAGGACAUGGCUCCCGAGGGCACUCGCAUUCCCAAUGAUGCAGGCAUCAUGAACACAAUCCCCUCCGUUCCUCGCCCUGAUCAGCGCUCCGAAGACUCUCAGUUCGAUAACUACGGUAUCGCUCACCCAACCUCCGCCUUUGCCGCCGACAACGCCACCGAUAUGCCUCGCAGCACAAGAGACAUGGCUCCCUCAGGCGAAGUCAUCACCGGAACUGGUGAUAGUUUCCCGGCUGAAGGCGAGUCCAAGAGGACCCUGAUCGGCACCAAUCACCCUGGUGCCAAGGGCGAGUCCAGAAACCUGAAGCACUCCAAUCUCAACCGCAGUUCUUACGAGCGGUUCUCCGGGGAGGACGAAGAUGCUAUUGGCGAGCAUCAGAUCAGGAACGAGUAAAAAAUAUGCAUAUCUGGGAUAUGCUCGACAUGAAUAUGAUGUAUUAUAGGUGAACGAAACGAUAUUUCUAUCCUGUGCUAUGUUUUGUCCUUUCGUAGAGUUCUUCAUCGUACAGUUAGCCUAUGAAUCCCCGGUAGAUCUCGUCGAGAACAUCACGCUUGCGUUUGCGGUCUGCUCGUUCGGCUUCUUCGGCUUCAUCAUCCGGCUCACCCUCGGGUUCCCGUGAGGCCCAGGUGCGAAUGGUUCCGUCGCCGUGGGCCGAAAACAUCUCGAUCCCUUCUCCUGAGGCACCGUUACCGCGCCAAGCAAGGGCGUUGAU
Molecule: messenger RNA, 745 nt
Organism: Aspergillus costaricaensis CBS 115574
Lineage: Eukaryota; Fungi; Ascomycota; Eurotiomycetes; Eurotiales; Aspergillaceae
Exons: 1
Coding region: 1-426 (141 amino acids)
Source: RefSeq, a predicted model, not a curated record